AUGGCAUCGUCAGUGGCGGUUGCGGCCGCUCCGGUGCAAUUUCACGAUUACUUGUUGUAUCCAGUUGACGACGAGAAACCGCCCAUACCGGACUUGUCCAAAUAUCGAACCUUGCAUGAGAAGAGCCUUCCUUCUGUAUCCCAAAGAACUCUAGAAGUAUACACCACUCCAUCACCAGAGACAAAACAUCUGGCUGAUGGAGACUGCUACCCACGACUUGAUUCGCCAACAUUAUCUGCAAAAGUCAUCCGGCGUCGAUCCAAAAGUGUAACUUCUUUACUCACAUUGAGACGAGAACGACGACGUAUUGUCUCGCCACCUCUCCCAACAUCACCACUGCCAGUCUCUGUUUCAGUCGGCACUCGUGGGGCAGAAUUUUUCAAGGGUCUAGCGGAGAGUUUGACUGGGGUGAUUGUCAGUCUCUCCCCACGACUUGCGGUGGGAGCAGUCGACACCGACACUGGGAGUACUAGACACCGCCAAGGCUCCUUGUCAUCUGGGCCUUCAGUCGUCCGCUCGCCAGCUCCGUCAGUGCUAGUGUCACCAUAUGCACAAAGCUUGGCUCGCGCAUCAAGCAAUUUAAAUUUAGCGCCAGACUCUCAAACGGCGCCGUCGCCCGCUGUCCCGCCGGGCCCCCUGGCCAGUCCGUCAUAUGUCCUGACGCCCAAAACUAAAAGUAUCCCACCAUCGCUUUCAUCCUUAGCUUCCAAACCUCUACCUCUGCGAUCGCCAACUUUAAAUCACGACUACAUACAAAAUCUUGCGCACUUGACCAGUCGUGAUCGUAGCCCCAGUCGAAGCCCCAGCCGCAGUCGCAGUCGUCCUCAAGGCCGGGACUCCUUCAGGCACUUUCCGACGACUUCUGUGUUCGAUAUCCCAGCGCCAGAAUCGCCCAUACUCCGUACAGUACCGUCCGCCAGUGACAUUGCACGGUACAAACAUCGCAAUCUCCUUGCUUUACGUAUAAACACUGAAGCUGCCGAGAACGCUGCAAAACGCGAACGAGAAGAAGCCGAACGUGUGGCCGACGAAGUUGCCCGCCUUGACGCUGAGACCGAUCGUAUCCUCGCUGAGCAGAAGAAGCGUGACCUCGCGCGUGUGCACGCACAACCUCCCACCCCUUCUCCGAGAUUCCCACGGUUUUUUGUCCUUGACAAGCUUCCUUUCUUCUACCUUGCCAGGCGAUCGAAUGCUGUAGCAAGUCAACCCAGCACACCAAGCCCCGGGGCACCGACCAUCUCUUCAUUAGAUUUCAGCCGUUCCAACAGUCCUGAGGAAUCUUCUUUGCCAGAAAAAAUGAGCUUCAUAGAGCAGGGAGGCAAAGGCAUAGUGCCAGGUACCGAUGCACCUACUUCUGCCAGCAACGGAGGUGAAAGGCGUGUUUGUGUGCGAUGCCUAUCUUCCGUGAUCAAUCUGCCCGUCAAUACCGACACUUCUCCUGUAGACAUUAUCUAUUCGACUGCUAACCUGACAAGUCAUGAUAUUGACCCCAAGGCCAGCGUUUUGAUCGAAUGCUACGUCGAACUAGGUCUCGAGCGACGCCUUCGCCGUUACGAGCGCAUCCGUGAUGUCAUGAAUUCAUGGGACCGUGACCAGCAAAACUCACUCCUGGUCGUUACUAAUGAUAUUUCGCAAAGCGAUGAUCCCGACCUUGACAUCAAAUCAGUGCCACGGAGUCCAACGCCUCCUCCUGGCUUCACUUUGCAAAUGUACCAUUCAUCAAGACCGGGCAAAUGGAACAAACGAUGGAUCACUCUGCUAGAAUCCGGUCAGAUGUUUGCUUCGAAGAAGCCUGACUCCAAGACUUCAGACAAGGAUAGCACUGUUCUGUGUCAUUUGUCGGAUUUCGAUAUCUACACGCCAAGGGAGAGCGAAGCCAGGCGUCAUUUGAAAGCACCACGACGCUUCUGUUAUGCUGUAAAGAGCCAGCAGAAGACCUUUGUUUUCCCCAAUGGCGAGAAUUUCGUCCACUUCUUCUGUGCUGAAGACGGACAACUUGCCAGGCGCUUCUUGGAGCUUGUGCAACGCUGGCGGAGUUGGUAUUUGGUCAACAAGCAAGUCGACUUCGAGAAAAAAGACAAAAAGGACAAGGCACCUCAGAUAUCUAUGGGCUUCGGCAACAGUACAUCUCCAAAGGCCAUGUCCAGAUCGAAGAGUGCAGCUGCCAAAGGACAUAGCACUCAAGUCUCUGUCGACGAGACUCCAUACACAAUAGGCGCUUUUCAGCCACUCCUCGAUAUGGACCGAUUUGACAAGCCUCUAGAGGAGUUUGGCAAGGAUCUGGACAACAAGAACGAGCCUGACUCCGAUCCCGAGUUCAAGACUGGGCUCGUUCGUAAAGCCACUUGCAAACAACCAAAUGCCUUGUCCAAGUCCAAAUCGGUACAUAACAAGUAUAGGUCACCACCAGUUGACAAUAACCAGUUCUCUCCUGCUGGACUGCUAGGCCAAGGCUACGAGGAGAAACUCAAGGUAGCAGAACGAGCACCCGUGGCCAGUCCUGUCACUACGAACUCCGCUUUCACAAAGGGGGCAUCGCUUCUGGGCCGGGGCUACGAGCAGAAGCGCAAGGUUCAUGAGAAGACGCCAGUCGAUAAUAGUUACAUUUCGACGAACGCAGCUUUCACAGAGGGUCCCUCAUUAUUGAACGGCGGUAUGCUCUCGCCUGCAACCCCCAAGGAAACCUCGACAGACUCGAAGUCAUGGUUUCCUGUAGAUACAAACCAGUCUGCUCGGCCAAGCUACCGCAGUAAAUCCCUUCGGGAUACAAACCGACGGCUAAUGGUCGAAAAGGUUCCCGACAUGCCACAGCCGUUGGUCAACCUGACCAACAGUUUCCCAGAACCACCUCGUUGGCGUGAAAAGAAUAAGGGUCACGGUAUCAAGGCCCCGACAGGCGGCCCUCUGAUUAGCCUUGCCACAGGUGGUCAAAACAAUAACAUGUUCAACACCCGCAGCACUUCUGGUCUCAUCAACCAGCCUCGUGUCCCUCAAUCAUCCUCUACCAUGAGCAUGGGCAGUCGUCCUCGGAGCCGAUCCACUGCAGGAAUGCAGCCACCGCCAAGCCAUGCUCCUCCUGUCCCCCCUGUGCCAAUCCGCUCUUUGCGUCGAGAGAUGACGGCACCGAUGGAUCAGUCCCGUGGUCGUGAUCCUCGUCCACGGGGGCCUUUAAUCGACCGUGCCGGAACAGUUGGUCAACCGUCGAGGAUUUAA
Fusarium pseudograminearum CS3096 is the source of this 3213-nucleotide messenger RNA. RefSeq lists its product as uncharacterized. The record is from RefSeq and is a predicted model, not a curated record. Bases 1 to 3213 code for a protein of 1070 amino acids. NCBI's taxonomy places the organism in Eukaryota, Fungi, Ascomycota, Sordariomycetes, Hypocreales, Nectriaceae. The transcript is spliced from 2 exons.